Drosophila ficusphila is the source of this 984-nucleotide messenger RNA. RefSeq lists its product as uncharacterized. The record is from RefSeq and is a predicted model, not a curated record. The coding region runs from base 24 to 878 and encodes 284 amino acids. Gene Ontology annotation, molecular function: transmembrane monodehydroascorbate reductase activity. The transcript has a single exon. NCBI's taxonomy places the organism in Eukaryota, Metazoa, Arthropoda, Insecta, Diptera, Drosophilidae.
GCUCCACGUGUCACUUGCCAAUCAUGGAACUUGAAAACCCAGAGCACAAGCCCGAGCCCGAACCGAAGUCCCAGAUCAACCAGAUCAACCAGAUGAGCGAAAUCAGCAAGAUGAGCCGCAGGAACAACGACUCCGCCACCGCCACCGCUUCCGAGGACAAGGUGGUGAUCUACGAGUUCGCCUGGCCCCUCCUGGCGGCCCUCUUCGAGCUGAGCCUGUACAGGAUCCUCCUGGAGCUGCUGGCCCACGUCCUGCUGGCCGUGGUGACCGUGCUGGUGGUCAGCAAGUCCCUCGGCGUCGCCGGGGAGCGCAGCGGGAGGCACGCCGCGUACUCCGUCGUGGGCCUGCUCCUGUGCGCCGGCGAGGCCCUCCUGCUGAGCCACUCCUGGUGGCUGGACGAGCUCUCCUCCGGACGCGUCCUCCUGCUGCACAUGCUCCUGGGCACGAUGGGGCUCUGGCUGGGCGUGGUGGGCGUGUUCCUCAAGGGCGCGGACAAGUGGCGUGCCCGGGAGCCCCACUUCCGCAGCAAGCACGGCGUGCUCGGCCUCCUGGGCGCCCUGUUCCUGUGUGGCUCGCUGGUCAGCGGCCUGCUCCUGGUACUGUCGAGCCACCUGGUCCUGCACCUCGCCCACCGCCUGGCGGGACUCAGCGGCUUCGUGGCCCUCUGCUGCAGCCAGUGGUUCGCUCUCAACUCGGGCUUCGCCCGCCGGGAGUGGGGCGGCCGGCAGGUGCGGUGGCUCAAGAUCGCCACCCUGGCCACCACCGUGUCGGUGAGUGGCUACGAGUUCCUCUGCCUCUCCAGGGACGUCGUCCGCCUGCUGCCCGCCAGCUGGUUCCAGGCGAUCGGGCUGAGCGGUUGGCUUGACCCCCGUAACUAAACUGAAGGCUCAUAGCCAACACAGAAGGCAUAGCUAAACAACUUGAUUAGGGAAACAAUUGUAACACCUCUUUCAAUGCAAGUACAUAUUUCAUUUCAUUGCGGUU